Rosa chinensis is the source of this 627-nucleotide messenger RNA. Its product is annotated as peptidyl-prolyl cis-trans isomerase CYP21-1. Gene Ontology annotation, molecular function: peptidyl-prolyl cis-trans isomerase activity; 3-deoxy-7-phosphoheptulonate synthase activity. The transcript is spliced from 7 exons. The coding region runs from base 1 to 627 and encodes 208 amino acids. Gene Ontology annotation, cellular component: intracellular membrane-bounded organelle. Gene Ontology annotation, biological process: protein folding; protein peptidyl-prolyl isomerization; aromatic amino acid biosynthetic process. The record is from RefSeq and is a predicted model, not a curated record. Lineage: Eukaryota; Viridiplantae; Streptophyta; Magnoliopsida; Rosales; Rosaceae.
AUGGGUAAUGCUUUUCUUCUUCAGGAUGGUGACUACGCUGAGAGCUUGAAGGAGUUCAGUGCCAAUAACAUUAGGGACACCUUCAGAGUUAUACUUGAGAUGGGUGUGGUUCUUAUGUUCGGAGGACAAAUGAAUAUUGUCAAGGUGGGAAGAAUGGUGGAUUGGGUCAGAGGGGCAUGGCAGCCCUCUGAAGAUCAGUUCUUGUCUGUCACACCAGAGGAAGAGAAAGUAGAAGAAGUACCUGAAAUAACCCAUAGAGUGUACCUGGAUAUUGUUAUUGAGGAACAGCGCUUAGGUAGAAUUGUGAUUGGAUUAUACAGUCAGGUUGUACCAAAAACUGUUGAAAAUUUCAGGGCAUUGUGCACAGGAGAAAAAGGUAAAGGUGUUAAUGGAAAAUUACUCCACUAUAAGGGAACGCCAUUUCAUCGUAUCGUAUCUGGGUUCAUGAUUCAAGGUGGAGAUAUCAUUCAUGGUGAUGGGAAGGGAUAUGAAUUGAUAUAUGGUGGCACUUUUGCUGAUGAGAAUUUCAAAGUGAAACAUUCACACGCAGGUACUAUUUCUAUGGUGAAUACAGGACCUGAUUCCAAUGGCUCACAAUUCUUUAUCACCACAAUCAAGGCUAGUUAG